GUCUGGUUGCCCUAAGAGUCAACAUGUUGCCAUUACGAAAAGUUUUCAACUCAAUUCACUUUGAGUCAUCGUUGUUAACCAUCUAUCUUUUCGAGUCACCCACCUUGUAUACCAUAUCUUCAAAAGAAGGAUUAGAUGCUGGCACCGCUCUGCUCUUGGUGGCGUCUUACACCAGCCUUUCUGUUCUUGAUCCUACAAAUCUAGUCUUUGACCAAGACAAGAAGAAUAAGAAGGAGAUCAGUGAUCCUUCUUUCGAACAUGUUCGUGAGUAUGUUCUCAUAGAUCUUGAAAAAUUUCAUGAGGUUAUGUUGGAUCCCGCUGAGAAGAUCGAGCUCUACAUGUUCGAGGAGAAAGACGUCUUGAGUGCUGGUGAUUGAGGAGAAGUUUACGCUUACUUCUCACCUUAAUAUCGUAUUAUCUCUUAUUAUGAUGACUCUAAUUCCUUCUUAUUAGCCUAAUCAAUGGUUUGUAAUAAUAACUCAACAUUAUG
Messenger RNA from Arabidopsis arenosa, 490 nucleotides. Lineage: Eukaryota; Viridiplantae; Streptophyta; Magnoliopsida; Brassicales; Brassicaceae. The record is from the annotation of a GenBank genome assembly.